Messenger RNA from Eufriesea mexicana, 1272 nucleotides. RefSeq names its product HGTX homeodomain transcription factor (gene HGTX). The record is from RefSeq and is a predicted model, not a curated record. The coding region runs from base 1 to 1272 and encodes 423 amino acids. NCBI's taxonomy places the organism in Eukaryota, Metazoa, Arthropoda, Insecta, Hymenoptera, Apidae. Gene Ontology annotation, molecular function: DNA-binding transcription factor activity, RNA polymerase II-specific; RNA polymerase II cis-regulatory region sequence-specific DNA binding. Gene Ontology annotation, cellular component: nucleus. Gene Ontology annotation, biological process: cell differentiation; regulation of transcription by RNA polymerase II. The transcript is spliced from 4 exons.
AUGGUGUGUUCUCUGACCAACAAUAAUAACAACAACAACAGUGGUAAGAGCUGCAACGACACCGGUGGCGAGCAGCCCUGCACGGACCUGCAGUCGCGAUCUAGCCCAGAGGUUCAGCCAAACGAGAACAUGUCGUCGCUGAGCGACGCUCACAGGCGGAACAGCCACUUGGAGGGCGACAGGAGUUCGUCGGCGGGUUCUUCUUUGGGUUCGUGUUCGCCACCACCGGCAUCCAGCCACUCGCCACCGCCGCCAAGACCACCAUGGUUGCACGACUUCCACGCGGCGGCCGCGCCUCAUGUUCUCCAGUUUUUGAACCUCAGCGCGGCCGGAGGUAGCAUGCUAGCUAGCCAGCCUCUCGCCGCUCUGCACUCUAUGGCUGAGAGGAGUCACCAUCAGCAACAUCAGCAGCAUCAGCAGCAGCAGCAGCAGCAACAGCAGCAGCAGCAGCAGGCGCAUCAUCAUCAGCAGCAGCAGCCGGCCGGGAUACAAUUGCCAAGGAUCAGCGUGCCGUUGUCAACCAUCACGCAGGGUCAGGCUUCGCCCACGGGGAGCGGAAAGCAUAGUCCCGCGACGUCUAUUACCUCCGUCGGAAGCAAUCCGCAUGGCAUCGACACGAUACUAUCGCGGCCGGCGGCCACGCAUCCUCAGGCGCCCGUGUCUGCGACACACGCCGCGCUCCAGCCGACGCCGCAUCCGCAGCACAUGACGGCGCCGCGGUACGGAAUGCAUGCGGGCUUCACUGCCUCUUCGGGUAUCGGGCAAUUUCAACAAAGAACGGAGCCACGGCAUCCUGCUGUCUAUUGGCCAGGUCUUCAGGGAUUAGUCAGUGAUCCCCUGGCAUGGCGAGCAAGACUACACACACUGUCGCAACAGCUGGGUUGUCAGCAAACGAUGACAGGCUCCGGCGGAACCGGCGAACACGAGGGCGGCAAGAAGAAGCACACCAGGCCGACGUUCAGCGGCCAGCAAAUCUUCGCCCUCGAGAAAACCUUCGAGCAGACGAAAUACCUAGCGGGCCCGGAGCGUGCUAAAUUGGCCUACGCCCUCGGCAUGUCGGAAUCGCAAGUCAAGGUAUGGUUCCAAAACAGGCGGACAAAAUGGCGGAAAAAGCAUGCGGCCGAGAUGGCGACGGCGAAGAGGCGGCAAGAAGAGGUCGAGGGCGUCGUUGCCGAGGGUGAGGAUGGUUGCAGCGACGCGGAGACAGAGGGAAACAGCGAAACUGCCGCGAAGAGGCUCAGAAGGGAACUCGAGCAACAGUAUAGGCAUUAA